Molecule: messenger RNA, 2439 nt
Organism: Pseudovirgaria hyperparasitica
Lineage: Eukaryota; Fungi; Ascomycota; Dothideomycetes; Acrospermales; Acrospermaceae
Exons: 1
Coding region: 1-2439 (812 amino acids)
Source: RefSeq, a predicted model, not a curated record
AUGUCCGAUGCGUCACCUAUUCCCAACAAGCUCUACAGACUCGCUCUUUCGCCCCAAAAAAAGAUAAAAUACUUCUACGCUCGAGGGCGCAAACACUUUGAGCGCAGAGUGUUUGAACAGAGAUCCUUUCUUGAGACAUUUAGAGUUAUGGACGGUGUUCCAUUGGCGGCGCGUCCUCGAUUCUACAACAACUUGCCAUUGUACGAAGUGAACGCGGGCGCAGAUCAAUACGACGAGUCAAUGGAUGACUCUGAUAUGGAGAUCGAAACAGAUCAGGAUGGGUAUCCACGCGUUGACGGAGAUAAUCAAGGUGACAGGCUGUACAUGAUAAACGCACGCUCGACUUCCUGUGUUUACAGCUUCGAAGAACACGACGACGACGACGACGAUAGCGAAGCAGCGAGUGACCCCCAGGACAAUGCUCUGAGCAAACUCAUACCGGACCUCGACAAGCCUCUGCCUGCCGUCACAGGUCAGAACAGAUCGUGUUGGAUCGAGACCCCAGAGAACGGAGUCGAACACUGGCGAGCGAAGCUUGAAUACCGCCAUCAACAGUCGCUGAAACUUUCUCGUACGCCGAGCGUCGCUCACCAUCCCAGUCGAGCUGAAUGGGAAGAAGACCUUCAGAUCACUGGCGUCAUUCGGGAGAUGGUGCGGCACCUUGAAGGUGAACUUGCGAAGAGAUCGUCACUAUCUCGUCCGCUGACAUACCAUGAACAUGGCUGUGUAUUCAUAUACCGCAGAAUUGACCUUCCCACAGGUCCUGCUAGCUGUUCCCAUCCUCUCUGCCGCUACAGGUCCCCUGGACACAUCAAGAGCCAUACUAAAUGCGUUACGAUCGAGAACGUCGUCUCCAACUUCAUGCUUGAGGGUCCGCCGUUGUUGAAUAUUGCAAACGGUGAGAUACCGAUAUAUACUCGCGAUCUGGUCCAUUUCACACCGUAUCAUCGUGGGUUGAUAAAGAUGUGGUUCUGCGUAUCCUGCCUUGAGGAUCUUUGGGGUCGAUACAAGGACUCUCCCACCGAAGACGGCUCAUUGACGCCUUCGACAUUCACAUCGGUGGAGAAUGGACAAAAGUCGACGUCAGCGUCUCGCUCUUCUGCUCUGUCAGAGCAGUACACAGAUACCUCUCCUACUACUAUGCGGCCUCCUCCAAGACCACUACCAUCCUCUGUAUGUCCCCCGAGCAGCGUAAAUUCAAGAAAGCGAGCAUCUACAUCGACUGCCUCACCUGAGCCUCCUCGUACUCCAAGAAUCCGCCUCGUCGACAACACAGAGCCAGCAAGAGAGUACAAUGAUCCCUCCAUUCUAGGGCUCGAUGGCACAACGGACAUAAAGGCCAUGAAUAACGGCAAAACCCAGAUAUACGUCAUGCUCGACAGUUCCGGUGACGAAGAGAAGGAUCGUGAAUCCCAAACACACAUACAAGCAGACACUGAUGAUGGAUCAGAGUACGUCGACGUCAGACAGUUCCACGAAUCUCGUCCCGAGAAUAAUGAAUUUCUAGGUUAUGCUUCCUUACCAAAGCAUGAUUUUGACGACUGUAACGACCUCAUGCCUGCGCGGCCUCGUACGGCAGAAAAGCUGGAUACGCGCACUGUCAGAUUCGCAGAAACGGCCGUCCUGAUCCCUUUCGUCCCGCACACAACCCUUCGAUUCGCCAGAGACGUGGAGUACAUACCCACAGCGCCAUACCCAUCCCCAGGUCCAGAGUCGGACAUUGACCCAGACACGAUCGAUCACGCUCCCACCACCUUGGUCUCUGUCGACGCCCCAUGCUCACACUACAACUCCCUCGCCGUUCGCCCCCGUAGCCGCAUCCGGUCCUCGCGCAAAACAAACACCUCGACUCGCACAAGAAACAAACCCCAACCAUCAUUUAAGCCCACAACCACCAAACCCACCACCAAACCCACGUCCCCAACCCCCAAACGCCCUCGCUACGGCACCGCCCCAAUAAUCAAAUUUGCAUCACCACCAUCCCCCCUAUCCCACCAACCCCCCACCCCAACACUAUGGUGUCUAUGCCGCAGCCCAAUCGACGGAAGCGCCAUGCUCGCCUGCGCAGCAACAACUUGUCAUAUCGGCUGGAUGCACGUGGCAUGCUUGAAGGAGAGCGAGAGGCCUCGUGUUGGUGUGCUGGCGAAGGGGGAGUGGGUCUGUCCUGUUUGUGUGGGUGGUGCCGGGUGGGAGUAUCUUGGGGAGAGUAGGAAUGACGAGGGAGAGAAAAAUGGGGAAGAGGGAGAAGGAGUGAGAAAAGGAAAGGGAGAAGCAGCACGUAACAGACCUGUGGGCGAGGUGGAACAGCAAGUGGAGGAACAGCAAGUACAGGACGACGACGACACGUCUAAACAUACCGCGUACGCAAAAGUACUAGCGCAAUUCGCUGCCGUCGAAGAUAUAUUCCGUGUGUCGCAAGCAUCGCGCGCGUAUAGCUAG